AUGGUAAAAGACAAUAUUAUUCACAUCGCACUAGAGCAUGAAGAUGAGAACAUGGUACAAUGCUUUUUAGAUACCUUCAGAGGAACCUGCAACGAUCUUGUAACACAGAAAGACGUAGAUGGCAACACAACUCUCCAUUUGAUGGCUGCUUCCAAUCUCAAAAUGCCUCAACUCAUAAAUCAUUUUAUGGCAGAUAAGGCGGCCUUAAACAAGCAAAAUUGCACUCCCCUAGACAUGGCACCUAGAAAACAUGGUGAUUUAUGGAUGGCACUCAGCAGAGCUGGGAGUACUUCGAGCUUUCAAAAAGUGAUGAGCUGCCGUCAAAGCGAGAUAAAGAAAGUUACCGUAGAGAAAGAUUUGUUAGCUCAAGAGAAGGAAAAACUAGCAGAGAUGAGGAAAACAUUUGACACCAAUAUGAUAGUGGCUGCAGUUAUAGCCACCGUACCGUUUACGGCUGGAUUCACCAUGCCUGGUGGCUACAACGAAAGUGGCACUCAAAAUCCAGUCCCAGGAAUGGCACUGCUAUCACAAAAAAUCUGCUUUUCAAGCAUUUAUGCCAUUUUAGCGAUGAUGGUUGCAUUUAGUACAACAACUUAUGUGGUGUUGGAACAAUCAUUGACCCUCGCAAUCACCACCUGCGUUGUUGGUGUCAUCUCUAUACUCAUUUCUUUUUUAUUGCGUUGUAAAUUUAUGUGGUAA
This is a messenger RNA of Ilex paraguariensis (yerba mate), 699 nucleotides long. NCBI's taxonomy places the organism in Eukaryota, Viridiplantae, Streptophyta, Magnoliopsida, Aquifoliales, Aquifoliaceae. The record is from the annotation of a GenBank genome assembly.